AGUUUUGGGAGUGACGCCAGGAUGUGAGUGGGUGGGUGUUAGGCGGGUGUUGAGGCUAUUUGGUCAACACGACAAAGUUUUUAUUUUUAUUAUUGGGAAUUCCAAUAUCAGUGUCAGCAGUACAUUAGAUCUAGUCCUGUGGCAACAUUUGGUGGGAGCUGUUGUUUCAGCCUAAGUCCUAAGUCGCUGAGUUUGUUACUUCUUGACUGGAACUGAAAUAGAAUCUAGAUUCUAGAUCACCACAGCCCGGUCGAGAGAGUGGUGAGCAGCAAUUAAGACUUAAGAGACUGACACUAACAUUCACCUAUCUCUUUAGCCUCUUGUGCUGUCAUUGAAACUUCAGCUUUACUGACAAUGGAUGAAACUAUGGGAAUAUGUGAUGAAACUGACUUCGACACUGAGGGUAUUUACACAAAAACAAGGAAAGGCUGUCAUAAAGGUUCUGACAAUCCUGUACCAGCGUUGGAUAGCAGUGACAAUUACAACUUCUCACAUGAGCGUAGAGGUGUCGCUAUCAUCAUCGUCAACCAUAACUUCUCAGGACAACGCUCACGAGAUGGAAGCCAGCAGGACUUCAGGCGACUUCAAGAGUUGUUCACCUCUCUGGAUUUUGAAAUACGAACUUUCCGGGAUGUGACCAGGAAUGAGUUGCUACAACUUAUUCAUAAUGUAUCAAGAGAAGAUCACUCUGACUGCGACUGUCUUGUCGUGGCCAUCUCCUCACACGGCAACUCUAGGAUGGAAGCCACGCAAUCUGGCUAUCAAAUAGAAGACACCAUUUCUACCAGGGAUGGACAAGUCGAGACGAGACUGAUAAUGGAAAAAUUCAGAGACAGAAAUUGCCCUAGCCUCAUUGGAAAACCCAAAUUGUUUUUUAUUCAGGCAUGCAGGGGUUCUCGUUUAGAUGAUGGAAUGGAACUUCCAGUGCUGCAACCUGUUCGUUUAGCCACAGAGGAUUUACCUCCAACUUUGGGCAAUCUCCACCUUCGUGAUGCUCUUGACGCUUGUUUGAUAGAAGAAGAAGAAAAGAAUGGGCAAGGACCUCAAGAGGAACGAAGACCCCAAAGAGUACCCACUGACGUACGACGGGAGCCUUGCUUUGUGAAUGUUGUGAGCCCCGCACCCCAAAGGGUACCCACUGACGUACGACGGGAGGCUUGCUUUGUGAAUGUUGCGAGCCCUGCACCCCAAAGAAUACGCUCUGAAGUACAACGGGAGCCUUGCUUUGUGAAUGUUGCGAGCCCUGCUCCUUGUUACCUGGACUUUCUGGUGAUGUACGCCACCCCUCCAGGAUAUUUCGCUUUUCGUCGGGAAAAUCAAGGGUCAUGGUUCAUCACUUGUCUUUACAACGUCCUGAGCAGGAACCGGGGAGACAAAAGCCUUGUGAGACAACUGACCUCUGUGACAGGACUGAUGAUCAGAGACAUGGUUUCUGUGAACACAGAGAAGCCACACCAGGACUCCAAGAAACAGACCCCUGUUUUGUACUCCAUGUUGACCAAAGACAUCUAUCUGGUACCUAAGGCAGACAAGACUUCUGCGCGCAGAAGCUGCUGAUCAACUCCUUUUCAGGAUUUUUCAAAGCGCUUCACAGAGCUCUGAAAAUAUUCAUUCCAAAAUAGGACUUUAAAAAAGCUGUGGAUCUGCAGACAACAGGGAAAAAACUGCAGCAUAUCUCAUUUUGAAGGUUAUUUUGAGUUAUUCCCCAUGGAGGCCUCACAACUCACAUUUGAAAGAGAGAAAAAUGGCAGGGUCGAUGUAAAAGGAAACUGAGAAAUUUUUGUUUUGUUUUUGAGAUUUAAUAUUUUAAACAUUGAGAACUAAAAUUUCUCAGAAUCACAAAAUUGCAACUCUUCCAUUUUUUUCCUGUAGUCUUCAUUUGUGCUCACAAACCAUAGCUUUUUAAAGAAAUUAUUUUUUUGUAUGAUCUGGCAGCAAACAUUUUUGUUCUAGUGUUGAUUUUGUUUGUCUUGGAAAAUUUCACCGAAAAUAUUACACACAUUUUCUCUUAAGUGUGUAUUCCAUUAGUGUGAAAUAAAUCAUGCCCAUAAGAAAAUG
Molecule: messenger RNA, 2058 nt
Organism: Aplysia californica (California sea hare)
Lineage: Eukaryota; Metazoa; Mollusca; Gastropoda; Aplysiida; Aplysiidae
Product: caspase-3
Exons: 8
Coding region: 355-1557 (400 amino acids)
Biological process (GO): proteolysis
Molecular function (GO): cysteine-type endopeptidase activity
Source: RefSeq, a predicted model, not a curated record